This is a messenger RNA of Peromyscus californicus insignis, 3823 nucleotides long. It is a transcript of the gene Smo, whose product is annotated as smoothened, frizzled class receptor. The record is from RefSeq and is a predicted model, not a curated record. Bases 834 to 2813 code for a protein of 659 amino acids. Lineage: Eukaryota; Metazoa; Chordata; Mammalia; Rodentia; Cricetidae. The transcript has 12 exons. Gene Ontology annotation, biological process: smoothened signaling pathway; central nervous system development; commissural neuron axon guidance. Gene Ontology annotation, cellular component: dendrite; cilium; plasma membrane. Gene Ontology annotation, molecular function: transmembrane signaling receptor activity; patched binding.
CUCCCUCUAGGUGAUAAAGACUCCCAGGUGAUGGUGACUAGUGUCAGUGGAGGGACUGUUGUCUGAGGAUAUUGCAUCAUAACUGGCAGGAACUUUCUUGGAGCUAUGAAGCCUGAGAGUAGGUCUCAGACUGGUACUACAAACAGUACUCGUAGUACUUGAUAGGGGCUGUGCCACACACAUAUGUUGUGCCAUUUCUCACUGUGCCCAGUAUGCCACAAGGUAAAUCUGUCAUCUCCAUUUUGCAGAUAAGGAGACUGAGGCUAGAGAUGAAGUACUUUGUUCAAGACCACACAGUCAGGGGAUGGUGGGGCCAAGAUCUGGACCUAAGCAGGCCAGUCACAAUGUCCAUACUCCUUACUCCUGUCGUCCAUUGCUAACCCCCACCGAGAGAGUGGCUGCCUGCCCCCGUCCCUAGCCCGACAGCGGGUCACUAUCCACAGUGGCUCUCAUUUCUCAGAAGAGUCCCCUAGUACAACUUCUGGCCUGGAAUGUUGGUGUUCCCAAAGUAGGGGUGACUUUAGAGGGGCCAGCGGGGCAGAGAGCUCAGCAAUCUGAGACCUGGGAUGAGCAAGUCAACAUCCUGGCUGGGUUGGGGGUUGGGGAAACAUCUGUGUGUCAGUGCUGACAAGCGCCUGUCUUUCCUCCCUCUGCACUGGACAGAGCCUCUUCUGUUUCUCUCCAUCUGACCUGUUUCCUCCUCUGGCUCUGGAGUUCCUGGCUCCUCUGCGCCUCUUCUUAAACCCUCAUGUCCUCUCUCUCUGCCUCAACUUGGCCUCCGGAAUGCCCCCCGCUGCUGGGCAGUGAUCCAGCCCCUGCUAUGUGCUGUCUAUAUGCCCAAGUGUGAGAAUGACCGAGUGGAGCUGCCCAGCCGCACCCUCUGCCAGGCCACCCGAGGCCCCUGUGCCAUUGUGGAGCGGGAGCGAGGGUGGCCCGACUUCCUGCGUUGCACCCCGGACCACUUCCCCGAAGGCUGCCCAAAUGAGGUACAGAACAUCAAGUUCAACAGUUCAGGCCAAUGUGAAGCGCCCCUGGUGCGGACAGACAACCCCAAGAGCUGGUAUGAGGACGUGGAGGGCUGCGGGAUCCAGUGCCAGAACCCGCUCUUCACCGAGGCUGAACACCAGGACAUGCACAGCUACAUUGCAGCCUUCGGGGCGGUCACCGGCCUCUGCACACUCUUCACACUGGCCACCUUUGUGGCUGACUGGCGGAACUCCAAUCGCUACCCUGCGGUUAUUCUCUUCUAUGUCAAUGCAUGUUUCUUCGUGGGCAGCAUUGGUUGGCUGGCCCAGUUCAUGGAUGGUGCCCGUCGGGAGAUUGUUUGCCGAGCAGAUGGCACCAUGAGAUUUGGGGAGCCCACCUCCAGCGAGACCCUGUCCUGUGUCAUCAUCUUUGUCAUCGUGUACUAUGCCUUGAUGGCUGGAGUGGUCUGGUUCGUGGUCCUCACCUACGCCUGGCACACCUCCUUCAAAGCCUUGGGCACCACCUACCAGCCUCUCUCGGGCAAGACCUCCUACUUCCACCUGCUCACAUGGUCACUGCCGUUUGUCCUCACGGUGGCAAUCCUCGCUGUGGCCCAGGUAGAUGGGGACUCUGUGAGCGGUAUCUGUUUUGUGGGCUACAAGAACUACCGGUACCGUGCUGGCUUUGUACUGGCUCCAAUUGGCCUGGUGCUUAUUGUGGGCGGCUACUUCCUCAUCCGAGGGGUCAUGACUCUGUUCUCCAUCAAGAGCAACCACCCUGGGCUUCUGAGUGAGAAGGCCGCCAGCAAGAUCAAUGAGACCAUGCUGCGCCUGGGCAUCUUUGGCUUCCUGGCUUUUGGCUUUGUGCUCAUCACCUUCAGCUGCCACUUCUAUGACUUCUUCAACCAGGCUGAGUGGGAGCGCAGCUUCCGGGACUAUGUGUUGUGCCAGGCCAAUGUGACCAUUGGGUUGCCUACCAAGAAGCCCAUUCCAGACUGUGAGAUCAAGAAUCGGCCCAGCCUCCUGGUGGAGAAGAUCAAUCUAUUUGCCAUGUUUGGUACUGGCAUUGCCAUGAGCACCUGGGUCUGGACCAAGGCAACACUGCUCAUCUGGAGGCGUACCUGGUGCAGGUUGACUGGGCAGAGUGACGAUGAGCCCAAAAGGAUCAAGAAGAGCAAGAUGAUUGCCAAGGCCUUCUCUAAGCGACGUGAACUGCUGCAGAACCCGGGCCAGGAGCUCUCCUUCAGCAUGCACACUGUCUCCCAUGAUGGACCCGUGGCGGGUUUGGCUUUUGACCUCAAUGAACCUUCAGCUGAUGUCUCCUCUGCCUGGGCCCAGCAUGUCACCAAAAUGGUGGCUCGGAGAGGAGCCAUACUGCCUCAGGAUGUGUCCGUCACCCCUGUGGCAACUCCAGUGCCACCGGAGGAACAAGGCAACCUGUGGCUGGUUGAGGCCGAGAUCUCCCCAGAGCUAGAGAAGCGCUUGGGCCGGAAGAAGAAGCGGAGGAAGAGGAAGAAGGAGGUGUGCCCACUGGGGCCAGCCCCUGAGCUUCACCACCCUGCCCCUGCCCCUGCCCCCAGUGCGGUUCCUCGGCUGCCUCAGCUGCCCCGGCAGAAGUGCCUGGUAGCUGCAAACGCCUGGGGGUCAGGGGAGUCCUGCCGGCAGGGAGCCUGGACUCUAGUCUCCAACCCCUUCUGUCCAGAGCCUAGUCCCCAUCAAGACCCAUUUCUCCCUGGUGCCUCAGCCCCGAGGGUCUGGGCUCAGGGCCGCCUCCAGGGGCUGGGAUCCAUUCAUUCCCGCACUAACCUAAUGGAGGCCGAGCUCCUGGAUGCAGACUCGGACUUCUGAGCCUGCAGGGCAGGUCCUGGGAAAGGAAAGAUGAAUGCACUCUUUUCUGUGGCUCUUCUUCCUGAGAGCACACCUCUGGGGUCUUGUCUGACAGAGUCUGUGGGCCAAGUGCCUGCUAGAAGAUUUCUGUGUGUCUGGCUCAAAGCACCGGACUGUGGGAACAAGCUGAAUAUAGCCAUUGAUAGGUCUCAUGUCAGGAGCAGGACCCCCCUUGUCUCUGCUCCACCAACUACAGUCUGGAUGGCAGUGUCAGUCUCCAGCAGAGCUUGUACUAAGGCAGGAAUGGCAGAGGCAGGGGUGACAUUACCCAGAGUGGGAACCAAGCCCGUGUCUGGCAGAUGAGGGCUGGCUGCCCUUUUCUGGCACUCUCAGACCCAAAGUGUUUGUGUGUCAUUUGUCCUUGGUCUAAGUGGGGACAGGACUCUCUUCUUCCUCUUCUGGGUAGUUGUGAUGACCACUCUCAUAAGGACUAUAACUGCUCUCAACAGGUGGCCUGACCCCAAACAUCCUCCAUUUUCCUGUACCCUCCCCCACAUUUACAUCUCAUUCCACCAGACCAACCUCCUCUUCCUGCUUAGCACCCUAAAACUGCAGCAAACACUCACUCACACACACACACACACACACACACACACACACACACACACACACACACACCCUUACUACUGAGCUCAGUCUCCAGGUGAAGACUGGUUCCGCUCCAGGCCUCUAAGAGAGAUAUGUAUUUCUUCCGCAUGCUCAUCCAGUGGAGAUGGACCCUUUGACUUAAGGGGCUAUGUUGGGAAGCUUCUGUAGCUUGAGCUAGGCAAGAAAGCUUCUUCUGACUUCGGUAUCUGCUGGGAGGGGGGACUCCCCACUUUUUUACAAUGUCUAGUCAUGUUCAUAGUGCCCCACAUUCAAGAACCAGACAGCAGGAUGCCUUAGAAGCUGGCUGGACUCCAGGUCAGGGGAUCUGUAUAAGAAGAAGAAGAAGAAGAAAUAUAAACAGUAAAUAAAACGUUUUUGUAUAA